This is a messenger RNA of Pygocentrus nattereri (red-bellied piranha), 2168 nucleotides long. RefSeq names its product gastrula zinc finger protein XlCGF49.1-like. The transcript has 2 exons. Gene Ontology annotation, biological process: regulation of transcription by RNA polymerase II. Gene Ontology annotation, molecular function: DNA-binding transcription factor activity, RNA polymerase II-specific; RNA polymerase II cis-regulatory region sequence-specific DNA binding. Bases 345 to 1007 code for a protein of 220 amino acids. NCBI's taxonomy places the organism in Eukaryota, Metazoa, Chordata, Actinopteri, Characiformes, Serrasalmidae. The record is from RefSeq and is a predicted model, not a curated record.
AGCAUCUGCGCGCAGUGUUGGUGGAGCAGAGAAGGGGGAGAUGUUCUGUUGUGCGUAGAGGUUCUAACACUUUUUCACAGUCUUUUCUCUGUGUUUUAGCUGAUCUUUAGAGAAUGAACCUCUGGUGAACGUCUGGUAGAUUAAGAGGCGAUGAUGGAAACUCCAGCUUGUUUCUGUGGUGGUGAUAGAAGGUGUUCCAGAAGAAAACAGUGAGAUCCUGAUGCAAUUGUUCUCCAGCUGCCCCUUUACUUUCCUACACAGUUCACAAUUCUACAAAUCUAGCAGAUUUUGUCAAGAGGAAUACUUCAUACUUCUGAAGUCAAAUCUGAUUUAAUUAAGAGAAAAUGGAACUCAUAAGAAGCUCCAGUGCUCAGAAAACAUCUUCUGCUCAAAACCAAGACAGAACUCAUCACUGUUCAGACUGUGGGAAAAGUUUUAUUCAACUUUAUCAUCUCCAAAGACACCAGCGUAUCCACACAGGAGAGAAACCAUAUCACUGCUCAGAGUGCGGGAAGAAUUUUAUUCAAAAGAGUCAUCUCCAUAGACACCAGCUCAUUCACACAGGAGAGAAGCCGUAUCUUUGCCCAAAGUGUGGGAAAAGUUUUAAUCGAAAGACUCAUCUUCAAAGACACCAGCUCAUUCACAGAGGAGAGAAACCGUAUCACUGUUCAGAGUGUGGGAAGUGUUUUAGAGAAAAACCUACUCUCAGAAUCCACCAGCGCAUCCACACAGGAGAAAAACCUUAUCAGUGCUCUGAGUGUGGAAAAAGCUUUAGAGAGAGAAGUACUCUGCAAGUGCAUGAACGCAUUCACACAGGAGCAAAACCGUAUUGCUGUUCUGAAUGUGGAAAGAGUUUUGGUGUGCAGAGUAAUCUCCAUACACACCAGCGCAUCCACACUGGAGAGAAACCGUACUACUGCUCAGAGUGUGAGAAGAGCUUCAGGCAUUUGAACUCUCUGAAGAUGCACGAGUGCACUGUGAGCAAGGCUGAAACAUAUGAUGAAUGAGUUUGUAAUAUCAGAAGACUUGAUGUUUAUUAGGUCUGUCAUAUUUCAAUCAAAAACAGACCAUGAUUUUUGUUGUUCACACUUUCAUCUUCAUACUUUUGGUGCAUUUUUCCAGAAAGCGGAUUUAACAAAACUUCAAAUUAAAUUGGGUUGACUGAACAUAACGUGGGUACAUACAGGCUAGAGCACAAUGUUUGAACUCUCAUGCAUGUCAUUACUCAGCCACAUUUACAUUUGACCAAUGCCACAAAAUUGGUCUGUGUGUUCAACAGUGUAAGCAAUGGUGCUUAGUUUACAACAACAACAUUUAUUUGUUUAGUGCUUUUUACAUCUAGUGUUGUCUCAAAGCAGUUUUACAGAAAAGCAAUUUAUUGAAGGAAAACAGUUUAUGGAAGGGUUAUAAUGAGAAAGGAUAAAAGGAGAAAAAAAAGAAGCCCAUGUAUAGAUGUAAGGAACUAUGUCCGAGUCCAAGCCCCUCAUGAGCAAGUUAGAGGUGACAGUGGCGAGGAAAUACUCCCUAUGAGUAAGAAGAAGAAACCUCGAUAGGAACCCAGGCUCAAGGGAGGAACCCAUCCUCCUCUGGUCAACCCCGGAUGAAGAGAGAGUGACAGAGCUAACAAGAUUUUAUCACAAGAUACAACAAAGCAUCUUUUCAUAAAUGUAUAAUUUACUAUACAUUAAAAACACCUGUCCCCACUAUUUGGUCUAGUUGUAUAGGUACUCAGAAAAAUGAUCACUUGAUUUGUGGUGAAUUAAGUGUUCUUUGUUUUGCUUUAUAAAUCCAGUGUUUGUCCCUGUUUUGCAUCCUAUACUUCUAGCGCUCCUGAACGUCCCUCCCCAGCUGGCAGAGCUGUGAUAUGAACAUUCAGAGAAACUUGGAUUUGCUUCUGCUGGCUGAAACCUGAUAACCACCAUAAGAUUAUUUACAUUUAAACAUGCUCCACGUUAGGAAACCCAAACCAUGCUUAAAAGACAAAGGUAAUGGACUGGCUGCUUAUAAUGGACAUCUGAAAGUGAAAAGUGUUCCUCUGUAAUACUGUAUUAUUUGAGUACUUGGCACUGAUAGUUGUCUGGUCUUCCCCUGUGGUGUUGUUAAUUUAUUGUCUGCCUAAAAUAGCUCAAAAUGAUUUUUUCCCCCAAAUAAAUUCUGCUUUCACAAUC